This is a messenger RNA of Nothobranchius furzeri (turquoise killifish), 4388 nucleotides long. RefSeq names its product centrosome assembly and centriole elongation protein (gene cpap). Gene Ontology annotation, molecular function: tubulin binding. Lineage: Eukaryota; Metazoa; Chordata; Actinopteri; Cyprinodontiformes; Nothobranchiidae. The record is from RefSeq and is a predicted model, not a curated record. Gene Ontology annotation, cellular component: centrosome; centriole. Gene Ontology annotation, biological process: centriole elongation; cilium assembly.
GGAUUUAGCCCUAAAUAGAAAAGAUAAACGGAAAAGAUGUAAUGAAAACUAGUUUUACCGCUGUUGUUUUUACGUUUUGUGAAAUUAUUAUAACGCGUAUUACUUCAAGUCGGAUAUAUGUUUAAUUUUUAAAUGAGCAUUUUGAAAGAUAAAACAAAACUGCAUUACCCACAAUGCAUUAUUGGUCCUUUUGCUCUCGCGGGCUUUGUUUUGAUAUGGCGGCAGGCUUCGAAAGUUCUGUUGGCUAUCUUGAUGUUUUAUUUCUCUUCAAAGCUGUAAGAAAACUUUUCCAGAGUGUUUCAGCAAACCCUUCCUGAAGCGACUCGGUCAUCAUGUCAUCUCCAACCGAGCCGCGGUGCUCUCAGGCGGAUUUCUUGGCCCGGUGGAUACCAAGCAGCAGCAGAGCCGGGGUGAUCCUGAAGCCUUCCGUGGGUCUGGCUGGACCCUUACAACCCAUCUCUCCUGCAUCACCCACGCCGCUGCAUCCCGACAACUCCUUCUCCUCUGACUUCGCCCCUCUGCCAGCCUCUGCAGACAGCAGCUGCCUUGAUGUGUGUGGAUGUGUAGGAUCAGCUGGGAAUGACAGGCCGGUGAAUGGACUGACAAACAAAGUGCAAGACUUGCCUCUUAUGAUGAAGCUAGACCAAUUGAGGAAAUGGCAGCAGCACAUGCAGGAGCAGCUGAAGGCCCACCAGCUGGAGGAGCUGCUGUCCCUGCAGGAGGAGCAUCACAGGAUUGUUAAUGGAUCACAGAGAACCAGCGUACUCGGACAGGAGAAUCAGCUUUCAGCACCAAUACGACAGGAGCUGCUUUUGAAGUGUCAGGGCUGUGAAAAUGAUGAGGAAGAAGAGGAGAUGCCUGUUGACGCCGGGCAGGAGCAUGAUGAUGCAUCAACCCAACAUAAAGGUGUGGUGCAGAGGGAAGGUGACGGCAAACACCUUGGUGAAGUCGGUAAUGACAGACCCAUACAGCCGGGCCUCGGCGGUCAGAAGCAGACAUUUGAGGAGCUGUUGGAGGAGCAGCUGAGACUGGAGGAGCAGAGGCUGAAGUUCGUUCAGCAGCAGCAGAAGCAAGAGGCUGUCCAGGCUCCUCCCAAGAGGCCCUUUUUGAAGCGAGGCCAGGGCCUUUCUAGGUUCACCAACAAACACAAAGCAGGGAAGAAAGACUACAACCUGCAACCCCAUGGUAGAGUGAUCUCCAGCUGCAACUCUGCUCCUGAUGUUAUUGUGAAAGGGAGUUCCACUCGUGUCCCACGGCUUCCUGUCCAGCGUAAAAUAGCUGUACUCAACAAAGAAAACCGAGUGAGAGGUCUCUGUUCGCCACCUCAGGACACCAGAGCAGAGAGGAAAAAAGUUUUGGGUUGUCAUCAAAGACGAAACACAGAACCAGAGGCCAUAAAAACCAAGAAUCAACCGGGCCAUGUUGAGGAGCACAGUGGGAGGAAAGUGAUUCAGGUUCUGAGGACUUGCAGCCCAAACAUGCAGCAGAACCCUGUAACCAAAAAGGUGCUGGGAGGACAAACAAUGUCUGACAGUGAUACUGAUAAUAAGAAGAGUUCUGGUUCAAAAGUGGAAUCAGCAGAAGUAAGAAGCGACUCGGAGAAGGGCGUCCGAGUUCCCAUGGAGUCUUUGGAGUCGUUCCAGGAGAAGCUGCGGCACUGGGAGAGAGACCGGCAGAUGGAGAGCAUGGAGCUGGGAGAGUUUGAGCUGCUGGAGGAGGCAGCAGAGGAGCUGUCCUUCUCAUCCAACUCCUCGUUUGUCAUGAAGGUUCUUCAGAUGGACCAGCAAAAGCGACAGGCUGCUGUGGGGCUCCACAGGAGACGACUCUCCUCCACUCCUAUUAAGCUGCCCGGCAGAAGUGAACCUCAGCAGCGCUGCCCGGCAGGUGCAGAGCCAGAAACACCUGGGGUGACGAUAAGAAGCGAUGCACUCAAGAACAACGAGAGCUCUGAGCGUGAAGAUGGACAGAGCAGUGAGGAGGAAGGCAAACACGAGGUCUCUGACGGAUCAUCUGGAUGCGCUUCUGAUUUUGGAGACAAAGUAGCGAUCAAAGGCACUGCUUGCUUCACGGAAACGUCUGAUCCUCCUUAUGACAAGUGGUCUUACCAGGAUGAGGGAAGCUGCAGGGAUUCAUCAUCAGAUGUUGGACAGGAGGACGUAGGAGAAAGUGAGGGUGUCCCCAGCAGUUCUGAUGACUCCACGCUGAUAGAGGACAGAGACAGCCAGCAGGGCAGGGUUGUGUUUGACGAUGAUGACACGUGGAAUGACCUGGAUGAGACGGCUGUAAGCAGAACAGAUGACUCUAGAGAGUUUCACCCAGAUUCCAGUCCAGCAGUCAGGAAAUCGUCGCCGCCAGAGAAGGUCCUGUUAAGGAAGGUAGCAGCCAAGGUGGUGGAUGUGGGUAAAGACCUGGUGCCGGAUCCUCCCGCCUCACAACUCAUGAGCCGGUUUUUCCCCUCACUAAAGCCACAAGCCCAGAAUACACCUCUCCCCCUUCCUGCUCCCGAGUCCAACAGACCAAAAGAUGAGACAGCCCAGCAGGUCCAGUCCAGACAGCUGAGAGAGAGACUGGCUGAGCUGGAGAUUGAAAUCGGCAGAUUUAAAAAGGAGAACGCCGCCCUUGUCAAACUCCGACAAGAGAACGAGAGAAAACAGGAAGAGCUCAGAAAAGAGCGUUUGGAGUUUGAGCGCAAAAAAACGGAGGAGCUGGCCAAGUUCGAGGAACACAAGAGGGAGGAAAACCGAAAACUGCAGAAGGAGAGAAAACUUUUUGAGAAACAUGCGUCAUUGGCCCGAGCCAUUCCUGAUAAGAAGGAACGAGAGGAGAUCCAGCUGCUGAAGCAGCAGCUGAGCUCCCUGCAGGAGGAGCUGAAGAGGAAGGAGAGUCGCUGGUCCUGCACACACAGCCGGCUGAAACAGCAGAUCGACUCCCUCAACCAGGAGAACAGCUCCCUCCGGGACGAGAUCCGAACGCUGGAGAAACUGCGUCUCAGUGCCUUGAAGAGAAACUCCUCAGCGGAGAAGGUCGCUGGAACUAAAGAUGUUCUCAGAAUAUCUGAGAGUCGCGUCUCCUCGGCCACCAAAGGAGUCACGUUUGCUAGUCCUCUCGACUCCAGAGGAAGCAGCAGCAGCCCCCCCCUUAUUGGGAAAACAGCCCCCACCAGAAUAAGCACUAAUGACAUCAGCCAAGGAGCUACAGCAGGGAUUAAAAGUAGUCUGAGGUCAGCUGGAUUGUUACCUGUCAGAAUGGUGGAGGAGAAACCAGGAGCUGCCAGCUGGGAUCAAGAAGCACCAAACCAGGAAUUCUCCCAGGACCGAUCUCCAAAAACAGAUGUGGUGCCAAAACAAGCAGAAAGCUGCGAGUCCAACGAGCUGCAGACACCUCAGGAGGUCAUCAAACACCCAGAUGGAAAGGUUGAGAAAGUUCUUGCCAGCGGUGACAGACUCAUCGUUUUCCCUAACGGGACCAGGAAGGAGAUCACAGCUGAUGGGCUCUCAGCAAAGGUCACCUUCUUUAACGGAGACACCAAACAGAUCACAGCUGAUCAGAGAGUGAUCUACUACUACUCAGAGGCCCAGACCACACACAUCACAUACCCCGACGGCGUGGAGGUCCUGCUCUUCCCCAACAACCAGACAGAAAAACAUUUUCCAGAUGGUCGUAAGGAAAUCACGUUCCCAGAUCAAACAGUGAAGAACCUGUUUCCUGAUGGCAGGGAGGAAAGUGUGCUGACGGAUGGCACUGUUAUACGCGUCAACCCCACCUUUUAGCACAUUGUGCACUGGACCUCUCUCCUCCUGAGCCUGAGAUUGGUGGACUCAGUGGUAUCCUUUAAAAAGCAGCUGAAAACUCACCUGUUCAGGCUUUAGUGUGACCUUCAUCACCACACUCUCCUUUUUGUUCUUAUCGCCUUUCCUGAGUUCCAUUGAUUUUCCUCUGUCCUAUUAAUUUUCCUUACAUUUUUUCUUUUCUCAUUUUAAACAUAUUGGAAAUAUUUUUAUACGUAAUUUAAAAAAUGUUUUUGUUUUUGUGAAGUGCCUCGUUAUUUUUAUCGUAAAAGGCGAUAUAUAAAAGUCUUCUUCAGUAAAAAGCAUCUUCCUAACAAAAUAAGCAACUUACCUUGGUUCAAUAAAAUUCUGGGGGAAAAGUGACUUGAAAAGGUGUUGCACAAGUGCUACAUUAAAAAAGUUUAUCGCAGUUUUUUCUGCACAGCCCAGCUCACUGCUGCAGUCAAACUUAUGGUUAAGCUUUAAGGUUCUGGGAGAACAUUUCAAUCUUUUUUUAGAGUAAAUGUCAAGUACACAAGCAAACCAUUUUUGCGCUGAUAAAAAAAAAAACAAAAAAAAAACAGCCAGUUUGUUUACUUUAACUACUGGGUGCUGCUUUUA